Messenger RNA from Rotaria sordida, 1229 nucleotides. The record is from the annotation of a GenBank genome assembly. NCBI's taxonomy places the organism in Eukaryota, Metazoa, Rotifera, Eurotatoria, Philodinida, Philodinidae.
AUGAAUUACUUGCUUUUUUCUUUGCUGAUAUUAACAAUCUUCAUUUCAACUUUACAAGCUCUUGCUUGUUACAAACAUCAUGAUCAAUGUGCAUAUAAACCAUCAUGUCUUGUUGAUGCAAAUCGAAAGAAUUGUUCAAGUCCAGAAGAAACAUAUUGUUAUAAAGAUGAUAUUAUUUUUGGUAUGGCAAUACGAGGUUGUGCUGAACCUGAAUUCUGUAAUGCAACAAUUCCAAUUGGUACUCGACAUUGUUGUAAUACAAAUUAUUGCAAUCAUGCCAUGAAAGGAAUACAUAUAACUUGGAUUAUGACUAUAAUCAUGCCUAUGACAAUUAUGAAAUUUACUGAGAGUAAUUGGUUUGUUCGAGUUUAUGAUCAAGCAUGUCAUCGAGAUACAUUUGAUGAAUUAAAUCAAACUCUUUAUUCAUGUGCCACAGAUUUAAAUUUAGCCUUAACUGUACAAAAUCAUUUCAAGGGUAAACAAGAUGAAAUCGAUAGACAUGCUGAUCGAGAAUUUUUAUCAAAGAACUUCGACAAGAUCAUUCGUUUACAAAGUGAAUAUUCACAGCAGCACAAAGCUCAACUAGGCAAUAUUGAGCGUAUGUUCCAAUCAUUGGUUGAUAAUAACAAACAGAAUCUUGAGGCACUAAUGGACGAUUACAAACGACAACAAAUGCGUGAAGAAGAGAAACUCUUCAUUCAUGUUCAAUACAGUCAAGUUAUACUUCAACAAUUGAUUGUCAGUGCCAGUUCUGGUAACGUGUACAAAGGACGAUGGAGCAAUUCGAAAGUUGUUGUCAAAGAAUUGAAGAUUUCUGCUAUGAAAGGACAAGAACGAGAAGAAUUUGUCAAAGCCGUAGCGAUUCUCACGCGUAUUCGUCAUGAAAAUAUUGUGCAACAUCUCGGUGCUUGUAUCGAAGAACCGGAUCGUUAUCUUGUUCUUAGCGAAUUGAUGCCUUUGGGAUCCUUGAAUGCCAUUUUACGAAACAAAGAAUUAGAAUUCACUUGGACCGAUCGUUGGUCUAUUGCUAAACAAAUCACCAAUGCUAUUCUCGAUCUUCAUACGUAUUGUUCACCGCCGAUUAUUCAUAAAGAUAUCAAAUCGUCAAAUAUUCUUCUAGAUUAUUAUGGGGGUGAUCGACGAAAAUAUCGAGCGAAAGUAAACGAUUUUGGAUUAGAUCAGAUUCAUGGUAACGUUGGAACUUUAGCUUGGUCUGCACCGGAAACUUU